CCCUAAGACCUAAUAAAUCAUUUUACACACCCACACCACAGCAGCCGCAGCCGCAGCCGCAGCCGCACUAGCCAAGGCAGCCACAGGUUCUUCCUCUUUCUUCUUUUCUUCACCUUCACCGAUUCUUUCCUUUCUUCUCCAAUUCUUCUUCUUCUUCCUCUUUCUUCUUCGUCUUCUUCACCUCUUCUUCUUCUCCUGCCUGCUCUGCUCUUGCGCGACGGACGGCCAGAUUUUUAUUUUUUUUAAAAAAACAAUUAUGGCCGAACCGCCGGUUCAAACCAUAAACCGGCGGUUUGAACCGACAGUUCGCGGUUUGGAGAAACUAUAAACCGAAACUGAACCGUCGGAACUACGGUUUCGGUUCGAUUUGCAUCCGGUUUUGGUUCAAACCGUAACCGCCGGUUCAUAAACCGUCGAACCGGCGGUUCGAAACCGAAUAGGCAAGUCUACACCUUGUAGGGGAAAAUGGGAGGGCCCCACAUUCAAAUCGACAGACAGUCCGUCCAUGAAUAAAUAGUGCUCCAAGACAUGGGGGAUUGAUAAUUUGAUAUCGUUGCAAUCAACCCAAAAGGAAAUUCCGUCGCUCCAAUAACGCCGCCGGAACUGCCAUUUCCGUCUCCUCAUUCCACCUACCACCUCAAUUCACAUCCACAUUGGAUCAAUGGAAUUGUUUUUCUACAUUGUCUUCGGGGCGUUGGCUGCGGUGGUGACAGCAUUGGAGCUGAGUAAAUCUAACAAGGAUCGGAUUAGUACUUCUUCAUCUUUCAAUUCGUUCAAGAACAAUUACCUGCUUGUUUACUCGCUCAUGAUGGCUGGUGACUGGUUGCAAGGUCCGUAUGUCUAUUACCUUUACAGUACAUAUGGCUUUGGGAAAGGAGAAAUUGGACAGCUAUUUAUUGCUGGGUUUGGAUCUUCUAUGUUGUUUGGAACCAUUGUUGGAUCCCUAGCAGAUAAGCAGGGCCGGAAGAGAGCAUGCGUUACUUACUGCAUAACAUAUAUACUGAGCUGCUUUACCAAGCAUUCUCCUCAGUACAAAGUUCUGAUGAUUGGACGUGUUUUGGGUGGUAUUGCCACAUCCCUCUUGUUUUCUGCAUUUGAAUCAUGGCUUGUGGCGGAACAUUUUAAGAGGAGUUUUGAUCCUCAAUGGCUCUCGUUGACUUUCUCCAAGGCAAUAUUCCUCGGAAAUGGUCUUGUGGCUAUUCUAUCAGGAUUGUUUGGAAAUCUGUUGGUUGAUACCUUCAAUCUUGGGCCUGUUUCACCCUUUGAUGCUGCUUCGAUAUUUCUAGCUGUUGGGAUGGCCAUAAUAUUAUCAUCCUGGUCAGAAAACUAUGGAGAUCCUUCAGAGAACAAGGAUUUGCUCACUCAAUUCAAGGGUGCAGCUGUAGCUAUUGCUUCAGAUGAGAGGAUUGCAUUGCUUGGUGCCAUUCAAUCUCUCUUUGAAGGUUCAAUGUAUACAUUUGUCUUCCUCUGGACACCUGCCCUGAGUCCAAAUGAUGAAGAGAUUCCUCAUGGAUUUAUUUUCGCAACUUUCAUGUUGGCUUCAAUGUUGGGAAGCUCAAUAGCUGCGCGUUUAUUGGCUCGCAACACACUUAGAGUGGAGAGCUACAUGCAAAUAGUAUUUGUUAUUUCUUCUGCAGCGCUUCUGCUUCCUAUCUUAACAAGUUUCUUGGUAGCUCCGUCCAAGGAGAAAGGAGGUGGCAUCUCAUAUUCAGGCUGUCUCCAACUUCUGGGCUUCUGCACAUUUGAAGCUUGUGUGGGAAUUUUCUGGCCAUCCAUAAUGAAGAUGAGAUCCCAAUACAUCCCUGAGGAGGCUCGAAGCACCAUCAUGAACUUCUUCCGUAUCCCGCUAAACAUCUUUGUUUGCAUCGUGCUUUACAACGUUAAUGCUUUCCCCAUUACUGUUAUGUUUGGUAUGUGUUCCAUCUUCCUCUUUGUGGCAUCCCUUCUCCAAAGAAGGUUAUCAGCAAUUGGAGAGAAGCCAAAGUCGGAAGAAGAAUGGACUAUGUUGAAGGAGAGAAACGUGGAGGUCGAAGCCUAGAUGUUACUACUACUACUACUACUCCUUAGAUUGGACUGGUUCAAGUGAAUGGAUGGGACUUCUCUCGGAAGGUGGUUGUUUGUUUCGAGAUAGGCUUUUU
Andrographis paniculata is the source of this 2138-nucleotide messenger RNA. RefSeq lists its product as uncharacterized. Gene Ontology annotation, cellular component: membrane. Gene Ontology annotation, biological process: molybdate ion transport. The coding region runs from base 662 to 2038 and encodes 458 amino acids. Gene Ontology annotation, molecular function: molybdate ion transmembrane transporter activity. Lineage: Eukaryota; Viridiplantae; Streptophyta; Magnoliopsida; Lamiales; Acanthaceae. The record is from RefSeq and is a predicted model, not a curated record. The transcript has 9 exons.